Dermochelys coriacea (leatherback sea turtle) is the source of this 2471-nucleotide messenger RNA. RefSeq names its product heat shock protein family A (Hsp70) member 2 (gene HSPA2). Gene Ontology annotation, molecular function: heat shock protein binding; ATP binding; misfolded protein binding. The transcript has a single exon. NCBI's taxonomy places the organism in Eukaryota, Metazoa, Chordata, Testudines, Dermochelyidae. Gene Ontology annotation, biological process: protein refolding; vesicle-mediated transport; cellular response to unfolded protein. Gene Ontology annotation, cellular component: plasma membrane; cytosol; nucleus. Bases 167 to 2068 code for a protein of 633 amino acids. The record is from RefSeq and is a predicted model, not a curated record.
UCGGAGACGAGCGAGCUGAUUGGGAGGUGGAGUUCUGGCAGGUUCCAGAAGAAGACGAGCGGUCACUAUAAAAGACAGUGAGCUGGCGAGUAACGGUAGAUCGCGCCGUGGUUACCCAGAGGAGCGCACCUUGGAGCGGCAGCUGAGCGAGCCAGCCACCCCCGCCAUGUCUGGGAAAGUGCCUGCCAUUGGCAUCGAUCUGGGCACCACGUACUCCUGCGUGGGUGUCUUUCAACACGGCAAGGUAGAGAUCAUCGCCAACGACCAGGGCAACCGCACCACGCCUAGCUAUGUGGCCUUCACCGACACCGAGCGCCUCAUCGGGGAUGCCGCCAAGAACCAGGUUGCCAUGAACCCCACCAACACCAUCUUCGACGCCAAGCGCCUCAUCGGCCGAAAGUACGAAGACGCCACGGUGCAGUCCGACAUGAAACACUGGCCCUUCCGCGUGGUGAGCGAGGGCGGCAAGCCCAAGGUGCAGGUGGAGUACAAGGGCGAGAACAAGACCUUCUUCCCCGAGGAGAUCAGCUCCAUGGUGCUCACCAAGAUGAAGGAGAUCGCGGAGGCCUACCUGGGCCGCAAGGUGCAGAACGCCGUCAUCACCGUGCCCGCCUACUUCAACGACUCCCAGCGCCAGGCCACCAAAGACGCUGGCACCAUCACCGGCCUCAACGUGCUGCGUAUCAUCAACGAGCCCACGGCGGCCGCCAUCGCCUAUGGGCUGGACAAGAAGGGCACUGGGGCCGGCGAGAAGAACGUGCUCAUCUUCGACUUGGGCGGCGGCACCUUCGAUGUCUCCAUCCUCACCAUCGAGGACGGCAUCUUCGAGGUGAAGUCCACGGCCGGGGACACCCACCUCGGCGGCGAGGACUUUGACAACCGCAUGGUGAACCACUUCGUGGAGGAGUUCAAGCGCAAGCACAAGCGGGACAUCGGCAGCAACAAGCGGGCUGUGCGGCGGCUGCGCACUGCCUGCGAGCGGGCCAAGCGCACGCUGAGCUCCUCCACCCAGGCUAGCAUCGAGAUCGACUCGCUGUUCGAGGGCAUCGACUUCUACACUUCCAUCACCCGCGCCCGCUUCGAGGAGCUCAACGCCGACCUCUUCCGCGGCACCUUGGAGCCCGUGGAGAAGGCCCUGCGCGAUGCCAAGCUAGACAAGGGCCAGAUCCAGGAGAUCGUGCUGGUGGGUGGCUCCACCCGCAUCCCCAAGAUCCAAAAGCUCCUGCAGGACUUCUUCAACGGCAAGGAGCUCAACAAGAGCAUCAACCCCGACGAGGCUGUCGCUUAUGGCGCCGCGGUGCAGGCUGCCAUCCUCAUGGGGGACAAAUCUGAGAACGUGCAGGACUUGCUGCUGCUCGAUGUCACGCCUCUGUCCUUGGGCAUCGAGACAGCCGGCGGGGUGAUGACUGCCCUCAUCAAGCGCAACACCACCAUCCCCACCAAGCAGACCCAGAUCUUCACCACCUACUCGGACAACCAGAACAGCGUCCUGGUGCAGGUGUACGAGGGCGAGAGGGCUAUGACGAAGGAUAACAAUCUGCUGGGCAAGUUCGACUUGACCGGCAUCCCCCCAGCUCCCCGCGGCGUCCCCCAGAUCGAGGUCACCUUCGAUAUAGACGCCAACGGUAUCCUGAAUGUCACUGCCUCCGACAAGAGCACGGGUAAAGAGAAUAAAAUCACCAUCACCAACGACAAGGGCCGCCUGAGCAAGGAUGACAUUGACCGAAUGGUGCAGGACGCAGAGAAGUACAAGGCGGAGGAUGAAGCAAAUCGCGACAGGGUGGCAGCCAAGAACUCCCUCGAGUCCUACACCUACAACAUGAAGCAGACCGUGGAGGACGAGAAGCUGAAGGGAAAGAUCGGCGACCAAGAGAAGCAGAAAGUGCUCGACAAGUGCCAGGAGGUGGUCACCUGGCUGGACCGCAACCAGAUGGCCGAGAAAGAAGAGUACGAGCACAAACAGAAGGAGCUGGAGAAACUCUGCAACCCCAUCAUUACCAAACUGUACCAGGGAGCAGCCGCCCCACCCGGUGGCGCCGGGGGACCCACCAUUGAAGAAGUGGACUAGACUGGACUGGACUGAACUGUACACUGUUCAGGGACAGUUAUCUUUCCCAUUCUCCGUUUUACUUUCGUUCCUAGCCUUAAAGUCCGUGUCAAUGACAGUUUAUUCUGUUUGGAUGUGCAUAGGAAGCUGAGAGAGAUCUGCUUCUAUGUGCUUACAAAGAGAAGGCAGUCCAGCUUGAGAAGGUUAGUAGCAGAUAAGUCUUUUGUUAACUCAGAUACAAAUGCUAGUAUUCUUCAGGGUGUUGUCUUUAUGUUCAUUGUCUUCUCUGAAGUGCCCACUCGAUCGUUACUGUUGACAAACAUUUCAAGUUGUGCAUGGAGAAUGUUUACCAAACGCUUUAAAAAAUAUUUGCCGGUCUGGCAUCUGGAAAUUUUGGUAAUAAAAUAAAUAUUUAAAGCAUAAA